Messenger RNA from Alnus glutinosa, 3056 nucleotides. RefSeq lists its product as uncharacterized. NCBI's taxonomy places the organism in Eukaryota, Viridiplantae, Streptophyta, Magnoliopsida, Fagales, Betulaceae. Gene Ontology annotation, biological process: asymmetric cell division. The transcript is spliced from 4 exons. The record is from RefSeq and is a predicted model, not a curated record. The coding region runs from base 907 to 2994 and encodes 695 amino acids.
UAUUCUUCCGAGAAUCCAGCCAGCAGGAUUCAACAACGUCGUCCUCGAAAGUUGGUGGUAUUAGAUUUUGCUUCACACAACUCAGAUUCUUAAAAACUCAUCGGCUUCGUUCUGUGGGACUCUGGUGUUCUGGUAUUUUGGCGAAAUGGGUUCAUUUCAUUGAUGGGUUUCGCAGCAUAGAGGCUGUUCAAAUGGGUAUAGCUUGGAUUUUUAAUGCCUCUUACUUUUUUGGGGGGAUUGUUGCUGUUUUAUGUAUAUGAAGGAGUUCUCUCAGGAAAUGGGGUUUGUUAUUUGAUGGGUUUGCAAGUACUACGUAGGUUGCUCCUGUUUAGAUUCUUGGCUUACGCUCACAAAUGGGCCUAUUAGGGAGUUGUUUUUCUGACAAGGUUUUUGAUGGUUUCUGAAAUUGAAGAAGGUCUUGCUUGGAAUUCUGAUAUCUGUUCACAGAAGGGUCCUUCCGUUUGUUGUUGUUUUUAACGUGGUCAUUGUUCUUGAUUACUUCUACGUUCUGGGUUUAUUUAAGAUAUUUUUUCCUGCAGUUGAUUAUUACUAGAAAACGCUGGAUUUCUUUUUUUGGGUUCAUUCUCAGCUCUAGGCGUGGUUUCCUGUUUCGAGAAUUCUAGUUAAUGGCAUCUUUAGAAUUUGGAGCUGAAAACUGAGACAGUACUUUUCCUUGAAUCGAGUUGGUGGCUUUUAUUGCUGCGGAAGGGGUUUUAUGUUUUCAAUCUGUAACCAACUUUUGCACCUGCAGAGUUAAGAGGGUUUUUGAUACUUAGAUUUAGGAUUCUGGAUUUGUAUUCAUGGAAAUUGUUGACUUUGGGCUUUCAUUGCUGAGAAUUAAAACAGAGAGGAAAAUUUCUAUUGUGGAAUUUGGUUAGUGUAGUCUCUGUGGAAGGGAAAGAGGAAAUGGAUUUGUGGAUGGUUGCAGUUGCUGCCGGUGCUGGAUGUUUAGCUAAGUAUUGGCAAAAUAUUUCUAGGGAUAGGAAUAGCUUACCUGCGUUUUCCUCUGGGGACUCUAAUUGCGGGAAACCUGAAUCCCCAGGUCGUCCCUUCCACAGAUUGGCACGGAGAAAGAAACUAGACGAUGAGGUUUCUGCAGAUAGGAAAUGGGUUUCUGAUGGGAGACUUUCGGAUUUGUACCAAAUAGAUGGUGCUUCAGCAGAAGUGACUUCCACUAGUGGGUUUGAUGUUGAAAAGUCAGCAUGCUUUGAGAAAUAUGAAGAUUGCAAUGUACUUUCUGUAUCCAGCUUACCACCAGGAUGCUCAACAAAUGAUGAUGUAGAGCACGAGGCUGGAAAUAGGCUAAGUGGUGAUGUUAGUGAUAAUUGUGGUAAUUCAUUGCCUGGCCUUUCUCCUGGAAUGGGUUCUUUUCGUGGUUCUUCAAGGAAUAGAAGCUCUCUUAGAACUAAACGUUCACAUAGGCAUUCUCUUGAACCCCUAAGUUCCCUUGAAAGUUGUCUUAUGACUCAACUAUACAAAGAACAUGCUGAAAUGAAAAGAUAUGUAUUUAGUCCACCUCCAUCACCAUCCACACCAGCUAUGAGGCAGUUAUUUGUCACUGAUCGAAGCCAAAUACUCAGCAGAGCAAAUGGUCAUUCUUUCAGUGCACAAAUUGGAUUUGAGGAAGAUAAGGUGCAUAAAGAAGCCUAUUUGGAAAGGAAUGAAAAUGUGCAUGGCGUAACUCCACUACCAAAAAUUAGGUCUUUAGACUUCCCAAUGAAGAUGAAAAAGACGGGAAAGGUGCCGAGUGGAAGAUUGAGCAGCUCCAUUAAAAUGGUCGGUGGAAAACACGUCCAUUCACAAGAUGGGUCACCAGAUGGUAUGAUUCUAUUCUGUCUUGGGAUUUCUAUUGGCAUAAUAUCUUCUUUCAUAACAAAUAAAAGAGAAGUAGACAAGCUGAAGGAGUUAGUGAAGCAGACUGAGAACUUGGUUCAAGAUCUUCAAGAGGAACUAGAUAUGAAAGAUUCAAUGACAGUGAAGGAGCUAGCUAAUGAAAACUAUGAAUCACAGGUUACAUGUAAUAACUCCUAUGACAGGGCUCCAACUGUAUUUUCCCCUGAACUGCAUAUGGAUGGUUCAACAAAAAAUGAUGGUAAAGUAUUAUAUGAUCUGAAGGCAGAGGAGAGUCCAGAACCUAUGAGUAAAAUUGAAGCAGAGCUUGAAGCGGAACUUGAGAGGUUGGAGCUAAACAUAAAUGCAUCUAGUUUGGACAGAAGAUUGUCUGGUCUUGUUGAGCUUGACCCAGACUUUGUAGCAGAUUUUGCUCAGGGUGAGUUGAGAGCAGACAUGACCCAUGACCGAGCUGUUGGAAAACCUAAUUCAGAUCCAGAUUCUAGGGACACCUCCACCACUCAUUCUGCCAACUAUGCUGUUUCACCACGAGAGCUGAGCUUGCGUCUGCACGAGGUUAUUCGAUCUAGACUAGAAGAACGCGUGCAGGAUCUUGAGACAGCCCUUCAAAACAGCCAGAGAAAGUUAAACCACAUGGAGUCGGGGCACAAGAAUUCUUGGAAGGAGUUCUCAAGCAGUGAACGGGCAUAUUCUUGCACCCCAGAAAGUUCAACUGCUAAAGAAUGCAAUCCUACGGCCCAAUUCCCGUUUAAUCUGUCGGGGGAAACUCUAGACGCUGACAAAGAGUUAACUAAGAUAGAUGAUUCAGAAGAGCAGGAUUUAGCAUCAAGGGUCCAUGAAAGUAAGCAUCAAGAGGGCUUCAAUCUAUCAGAUGGACCUGUUUUCAUGGGUGAAAAUGGUGGUUCCAUGUCAAAUCUUACAAUGGAUAUGGAAUUAUUUUCAAGUAAAACGAGGACGAGAAGAUGUGGAGGGUACACAUCAGAGUUUCAGGGAUUGAAUGAUGGUGUAAGUGAAGAUGAAAGCAGCGAUUGGGAUGAUGAAAUUGAGAACCAAUUGAUCAAGCAGAUUGUGGAAAAAACCAAGAAAGGUUCACAUGUAGUUCUAAAUGCGCAAAGGAUGUUCUUGUCUAUGGAUGAAAAAUGAGCAUUGAAAUGAAACAAAAUAGUUUUGCAGUAUAUAGAGCAAUACAAAAGAAUAUUUAUUCA